UCAGUGUCAGUGAGAGGCGCGCGCAGGAACCCGGGUGACUCCCUGCAGCUGAAGCAUCACCCUGACAUGAACUGACCUUCUCACCAGCAAAGGAUUUGGUGUCGGAGUGCUCCGGCCUCGGUGCAGCGGUGCAGAAAGCUGUCCAUGUGCUGAUCCCUCCUGUCCUCUGCAGCAUCUCAGCACCACCUCUGAACAUCCAAGAUGGACGACGACGGGCGCUACCGAGACGGCCGCUCGGACUUCAUCCGCGGCGCCAAGGACAUCGCCAAAGUUGCCAAGAAGCAGGUCGGCAAAAAGAUGGGGCGUGGUGUGGACAAAAUGACGGACGAGUACACCAAACGCUCCUACAAGCGUUUUGAGGAGGAAGACGAUGACGAUGAUUAUGCAGGCGUGCCAAGCGGCGAUGGUGGAUAUUACCGGAAUGACAGCCGAGCCAACGACGACGAAGGCCACAGUGACUCCACCGAGGGGCACGAUGAGGACGAUGAGAUCUAUGAGGGUGAAUACCAGGGCAUCCCACGGGCCGACUCGGGUAAGGCCGGAGGGAUGGACGGGGUGACGGCUGAGGCGCAGCAGUUCAGGGACCUGUCGGCCUACGAGGGCGAGCGGAGGAAAGACCAGGAGGAGCUGGCCCAGCAGUACGAGUCCAUCCUGCAGGAGUGUGGCCACGGAAAGUUCCAGUGGACCCUCUACUUUGUCCUGGGAAUGGCCCUGAUGGCGGACGGCGUGGAGAUCUUCGUGGUCGGCUUUGUACUGCCCAGUGCAGAGAAGGACAUGUGUCUAUCUGAGCCCAACAAAGGCAUGCUGGGUUUGAUCGUGUACCUGGGGAUGAUGGUCGGCGCCUUCAUUUGGGGCGGCCUGGCGGAUCGAAUCGGCCGACGACAGACUCUCCUCAUUUCGCUCUCCAUAAACAGCGUGUUCGCCUUCUUCUCGUCCUUCGUCCAGGGCUACGUCUCCUUCCUGUUCUGCCGCCUGGCCUCCGGUGUCGGCAUCGGCGGCUCCAUCCCGAUUGUGUUCUCCUAUUAUUCUGAGUUCCUGGCCCAGGAGAAGCGGGGCGAGCAUCUGAGCUGGCUCUGCAUGUUCUGGAUGAUCGGAGGCAUCUACGCCUCGGCCAUGGCCUGGGCCAUCAUCCCACACUACGGCUGGAGUUUCCAGAUGGGCUCGGCCUACCAGUUCCACAGCUGGCGUGUCUUUGUGUUGGUGUGUGCCUUCCCCUCUGUGGCGGCCAUCUCUGCCCUCAGCACGAUGCCCGAGAGCCCCCGCUUCUACCUGGAGAACGGGAAACACGACGAGGCGUGGAUGAUCCUGAAGCAGGUCCACGACACCAACAUGAGGGCUAAAGGGUAUCCAGAAAGAGUCUUCUCUGUGACGACCAUUAAGACGGUGAAGCCGAUGGACGAGCUGGUGGACGUGGGAGACGGAGCUGCCUGGCACCAGAAGUGGAGGAUUAAACUCUCCACUCUCUUCCAUCAGGUGUGGAAUAACUUCCAAACCGUUUUCUCUCCCGAGUACCGCCGCACCACCUACAUGAUGAUGGCCGUGUGGUUCUCCAUGUCCUUCAGCUACUACGGUCUGACGGUGUGGUUCCCCGACAUGAUCAAGUACCUGCAGAAGCAGGAAUACGCCUCACGCACCAAGGUUUUUGUCAAGGAGAGAGUGGAACACGUCACCUUCAACUUCACGCUGGAGAACCAGGUCCACCGUCAGGGCCAGUACUUCAACGACAAGUUCAUGAACAUGAAAAUGAAAUCGAUGGUGUUUGAGGACUCUCUGUUUGAGGAGUGUUACUUCGAGGACAUCACUUCCAGCAGCACCUUCUUCAAAAACUGCACCUUCAUCGCCACCCUCUUCUACAACACCGACCUCUUUAAGUACCGGCUGGUCAACUGUAAGCUCAUCAACAGCACCUUCCUGCACAACAAAGAAGGCUGCCUGCUCAGUGACAUCAGCGAUGAAAACAACGCCUACAUGGUCUACUUCGUCAGCUUCCUGGGUACCUUAGCAGUGUUACCUGGCAACAUCGUGUCCGCGCUCCUCAUGGACAAGAUCGGACGGCUGAGGAUGUUAGCCGGCUCCAGCGUCAUCUCGUGCGUCAGCUGCUUCUUCCUGUCCUUUGGUAACAGCGAGUCGGCCAUGAUCGCUCUGCUCUGCCUGUUCGGCGGCAUCAGCAUCGCCUCCUGGAACUCCCUGGACGUGCUGACCGUCGAGCUCUACCCCUCGCACAAGAGAACCACAGCUUUCGGCUUCCUCAACGCUCUGUGCAAACUCGCGGCCGUGCUGGGCAUCAGCAUCUUCACCUCGUUCGUUGGCAUCACCAAGGCGGUGCCCAUCCUGUUUGCCUCGGGGGCGCUGGCGUUGGGCAGCUUUCUCGCGCUCAAACUACCGGAGACGAGGGGUCAAGUGCUGCAAUAGUGGGACGCCGGCAGCUUUGCAGAGGGCAGAAGAAGUUUCUGCCACACUGUGUAAAAACAGCUGGAGAGCCCUCUGUGCCCAUCGAAACCUACACUUCAUCUGCGACCCGGAUCUGUUUGGAUGGAAGCCCACCAUUAAAGGUGCUCAUUGCAACGUCACGAAAAAUCUAAAUCCGCUCCGUUUUUGUGCAGAACCUCCUGUCAACAGUGAUGAGCUCUUAAAUUAAAUUCAUUUGUGAUGCCAACGACAAGUUUUUGUUUGGGGCUGAAAAUAGGUUUAAAGAGACUUUUGGGAUGGAGACGUAUGAUGCAUUAGUGCGUAUUUAUACUCAGAUUUAUUGUGUAAUGUAUGCAGAUAAAAAGAUCUGUUAGGCUGAAACGGUGCAUUCCCAAUCUAGAAGAUGUUUGACAACAGCUGAGCUGUUUCUCCACCC
This is a messenger RNA of Nematolebias whitei (Rio pearlfish), 2845 nucleotides long. RefSeq names its product synaptic vesicle glycoprotein 2A (gene sv2a). The transcript has 13 exons. Gene Ontology annotation, molecular function: transmembrane transporter activity. The record is from RefSeq and is a predicted model, not a curated record. Gene Ontology annotation, biological process: transmembrane transport; chemical synaptic transmission. Lineage: Eukaryota; Metazoa; Chordata; Actinopteri; Cyprinodontiformes; Rivulidae. Gene Ontology annotation, cellular component: membrane. The coding region runs from base 202 to 2412 and encodes 736 amino acids.